Molecule: messenger RNA, 254 nt
Organism: Paramecium sonneborni
Lineage: Eukaryota; Ciliophora; Oligohymenophorea; Peniculida; Parameciidae
Source: the annotation of a GenBank genome assembly
AUGAAAAUAUAAAGAGUUUAUAAAUUAGAAGAAUGUGUUUAUUAAAUGGAUGGUAAUCUACCUAGUAUUUAAUAGAUUUAAUCAAUAAAGUAGAAUAAAAUUAAAGAUUGUGUCACCUAAGAUGGUCAAGAAGCAUACAAUAUAACUAAGAAGAAAUUUAUAAGAUUAUGAAUUCUAGAUUGAAUAUUUAAUUUUAAUUAAUUAAGAAUAAGAUUAAGAGAUUUAAAAAUUUAUAAUUUAUUAUAGAAUCAUGA